GUGAGUAGCAGCAGCAAAACACAACACUUCACUUCACUUCACUUGUCACUUCUCACUUCUCACUUCUCACUUGUUAUUAGCCAUUAGCCGCAGCCGAAGGUGGAAGAAGAAGAAGAAGAAGCAGAAUCCGGAGCUGAUAACGCCACAGCACAGCUAGGGUUCCCACCUCCCAAUCCCACUUCCUUCCUUUUCCCUUAUUGUGAGCCUCUCUCUUUCUCUCUCUUCCAACCUCAUCUACAAUUUCUCGAUAACAACAUUGAUAGCCUCUUCAUCUUUGCUUCAAAUUUUAUAAUUGGUCAAUUAGGAUAUGUCUUCUGAUAGUGCAAAGGAAAAUGCAUCCGUAGUUGAUUCUUCGCUCACUGAAUGGAAGCAUGACAUUGGAAAUUCAGAUGACCCAGGUAUGAGUAUGACAACUGGAACUGGAGUGGAAAGCAUAUAUAAUACAAAAUAUUUUAUCAUUAAGAGUUUAAAUCAUCAAAACAUCCGUUUAUCAGUUGAGAAAGGAAUUUGGGCUACUCAAGUCAUGAAUGAACCCAUUUUGGAAGAAGCUUUUCAUAAUUCAGAUAGUGUAAUCCUUAUAUUUAGUGUCAACAUGAGUGGCUGCUUCCAAGGAUAUGCACAAAUGACUUCCUCCAUUGGGUGGAGGAGAGAUAAUGUUUGGAAUGAGGGUAGUGGUAAGGGUAAUCCUUGGGGUCGCAGUUUUAAUGUCAAAUGGCUGCGUUUAAAUGACCUUCCCUUUCAUAAGACUCUUCAUCUGAAGAAUCCCUUGAAUGACUACAAACCUGUCAAAAUUAGUAGAGAUUGCCAGGAGUUAUCACCAGAUAUUGGUCUUGCUCUUUGUGAACUCCUUGACGGUAAAAACGAGGUGGAUGGCCUGCUGACGAGUUCAUCCACAGAUGACUUAUAUUGGAAAGGGCAUCAUUCAAAGACAUCAGGGGGUUUUGCGGGAGGUGAAGACUAUAACUUCCAUCCACUCCAUUUAUCAUGGUCAAUGUCCCUGCCAUACUCUUCCAUGCUUUACCAAAAUCAAGCUGAGUUAAGUCAAUUUCAUUCAGCAAGCAAUAGAUUCAGUGGGACAACAAUCACCAAAAGAUUGCCUACCACCACUGUGUCAUCAAAAGUGUCAGGGACUAAACAUGCUCGUUUUAGUUCCUUAACAGAAGAUGAUUUUCUUGACAUGUCCUAUGAAGAAUACUUGGAGAUCCAUAGCAGAUGCAGGAAACAAUUGUGCCUCGGUGCAGCUCAACCAUCUUUCAAACAGACGGAAUCAUUGAGAAGUAAUUCGCAUGGUGAUUAUAGCAAUUUGGACGAGUUUGAUAGAGACAGGACCAGCUCUCAAAGGAGCAAUCAGUAAUCUCUGCCUUGGAUAUAACUGCUCCAACAUGGAGACGUUUUGCAUCCUGGACUUGUGGAGUUGUCAAUCUUAGGGUGGCCCUAUUCCAUAAGAACUCGUGAAACAAAAUUUAAUUGUAAUUUAUCUAGAAUUAAGAUGUAGUAUUGUACCUCUUAUUAAGUGAGUAACUCACAGGGCUUAAUUGAGUCCUGUUGAGCUAUUUGUACAGAAUGUAGAAUUAGAUUGGCAAUAACUUUCACUCUAUGUAUGUAGUUAUGUACUUUUCUAAUCUGAAUAAUUUCUGGAUAAUUGUCUAUAAAAAAAAUGCUUAUUUUGGUUUA
Messenger RNA from Arachis duranensis, 1674 nucleotides. RefSeq lists its product as uncharacterized. Gene Ontology annotation, cellular component: nucleoplasm. Bases 308 to 1354 code for a protein of 348 amino acids. Gene Ontology annotation, molecular function: mRNA binding; N6-methyladenosine-containing RNA reader activity. Gene Ontology annotation, biological process: regulation of mRNA splicing, via spliceosome; mRNA splicing, via spliceosome. The transcript is spliced from 9 exons. The record is from RefSeq and is a predicted model, not a curated record. NCBI's taxonomy places the organism in Eukaryota, Viridiplantae, Streptophyta, Magnoliopsida, Fabales, Fabaceae.